AUGUUAGCAGCGUCUGAACCUGAUGCCGACUCAAAUGAAAAUUCUGUCAGUGCCACAGCGAGCGCCGUCCAGACUCGGGUCACUCGGUUUACAGCAUCCGUCUCGAAUGCAUCUGAUCAAACAGAGGCCAGCACCAUCAGGAGUCUGGCUCGAUCCACUGAUCGUGAGGCAACUAGGGCGCUUUCGCAACGCUCUGGUUCCUCAUCAUCGAGUGCCGUAGUUCUCGGAGCGGCAACAUGGUCCCCCGAUAAACGCCAUGAACGUACACUGAGCCUUGGUGCUCCUUCGACACCUCCCUCGUCGCCACAGCUUCGAUCAAAGCGUUCACAUCCUGGCUGGCGCUCACCGGAUGAGGCGGACUUUGCCCGGCUUCGAAAGGUGGCUAGUGUUGGAGAUGUCCCAACUUGCGAGCAGAUUCUAUUUUUCCGCAUUUAUCCCAAAGCCAUGGACGCACUGUUCACUCAGGACGAGGCGGCGAUGCAGUUUGUGUGCGAUCCGGCUGUGGCUGAGCCAGGCACACUCAGUGUUGUCCUGUCUGCUGCUUUAGGGUCUGGUAGUUUCAAGGACGCAUACGAAGGUUUCCUCACCCUUGUUCGACCAUCAACGUCUCCCACUGGGCUCGGAUCAACUGUGAAUCAACGCGUUGCGGCCAAACGGAUGAUCGAUACAAAGGCCAGUCGACGUGAUACAGUCGGAAUCAGACGGUUCAGUCCGGCAGUCGAACUUGAGCAGAGCAUUUGCGAAGGGAAUCUGCUGCUUUGGGCAACCUCACUGUUCGACCUCACAGAUACUUUCGUCCGUCAUCAGCUCAGUAAGCUCGGGGAGCCGCCCUCCAAUCUUGUCAUCCCGGACAUUCGAUUUGUCGAGGGCGGCGUUGCACAAGUCCACGACACUGUCACUGGUACCAAUGUUGUCCGGGCAUCAUCCCUGCGCCGUUCUUUCAUCAUUGAAGAACUGAUUCCCUCUCGCUUUGUCAAAUUUGUCCAUAAUCGCGCUGCUGUUCCUCAUUUAGAUCCUGAUCACCCGUCGUAUCACAUUGCGCUCUAUCUCUGUUUCACGCAGCACGUUCAGUACGUGUACACUGGACGGAGCAUGUUCUUGUCGGACUAUCAAGGCUCUGAAUCCCUUCUCACGGACCCUCAGAUCAUGACCACUCCCGAGAUUGCCAAACAGCGUGGAACUCCAAUGUUUGGCGGUGGCAACGUCAGUGAGCUCUUCAACGUGUUUUGUAACCAACACGUGUGCUCCGAUUAUUGCCGGUUCUUCGGUCUCAAACCCCUUGCUCAAGUCCCUGUUUAA
Messenger RNA from Mycena citricolor, 1299 nucleotides. The record is from the annotation of a GenBank genome assembly. NCBI's taxonomy places the organism in Eukaryota, Fungi, Basidiomycota, Agaricomycetes, Agaricales, Mycenaceae.